Messenger RNA from Knipowitschia caucasica, 474 nucleotides. The record is from the annotation of a GenBank genome assembly. Lineage: Eukaryota; Metazoa; Chordata; Actinopteri; Gobiiformes; Gobiidae.
AUGAGCAGAAUUGACGCCUGUGAGUGGCUGGAGGAGAGCGGCUUCCAUUCAAGCUCCUGCGAGUUCACAUGCGGGCGGGAGCGGCUAUUGGGCUGCUCGCACAUCCAUCUGCACACAGAAGGAGGAUCCACGGGGUUUUUUGGAGGUACGGGAGCCGAGUGGGGGCCGGCUGGUUUCGCAUUUGCUUUGGAGGUGUGCGUGCGUGGCGGCCUUCAGCUCGGCCACGGUGCGCGCGUAGCCCCGUUCGUGUGGCCAUCCCAAGCGUUUGUCCUCGAUGGAGCAAGUUUUGUUUUUCCCCUCAUGCACAUAGAAGGGCGAGCGAAGCAGAUGAAAGCCUGCGCGGUCCUUCCACACUGGGCCAUAUUUGAUCCUCUCGUUGGGACGGUAGCGGUCCUCCUGGUGUCCGUGCUGAAGCUGUCAGAGUGUGGCCCGUAUGGGGGAAUUUCUACAAUGAAAUCCAUCUUGGGGCAGUGA